Penicillium paradoxum is the source of this 300-nucleotide messenger RNA. RefSeq lists its product as uncharacterized. Bases 1 to 300 code for a protein of 99 amino acids. The transcript is spliced from 2 exons. Lineage: Eukaryota; Fungi; Ascomycota; Eurotiomycetes; Eurotiales; Aspergillaceae. The record is from RefSeq and is a predicted model, not a curated record.
AUGCCUCCUCCAAACGUCAAGCGGUUAGUUUUAACUGCUGCAGUAGUUUCUAUCACUAUCACGGGAACUCUUUACGGAGCUGGCCUGAAGACAAAUCAAGAAAUCGCCGAGACAACAAAACAGCGACAGGAGUCAACUUUCGAUGAGCAACUUAAGGCUCUCCAUGGUAUGCGCUCAAACUUGAACGCUCGCAGAGGCAUACUCGAAGACCAGAUACGAGACUUGGAAGCCAGGAUGUUGGAGAAGCAACAAAAAGGCAUCGGUGGUGACGAUAAAACCCAGCCAAAUGGAGGACGAUGA